UAAAGCGUAAAGAAUAAAAAGUGACGAAAGGAGUAUGAAAUAAGAAUUAAUGUAAGGAAAAAUUGGCAAGAAUAAUCUCAACUUUGCUCGAUUCGCUCAAAAUAAUCCCAACUUUUGAUUAUUUUUAAAUAAUCCAAACUUUAAUAUGAAUUUGCUUUUAAUGGUCCCAACCGGUUACAAAACUUGUUAUUAUAAGUCACCUGACACGUGUUAGAACGUGAUUGGUUAAAAAAAAAUAAAAUCAAUAAUUAAAAAAAUUUAACUAUCAAGUAAAAAAAAUUAUUAAAAAAACCUUAAAAGAAUUUUUAUAAAAUUUUAUAAAAAAACCUCCAUCAGCCAGCCACCGCUGCCACCAGCGCUCCUGUCCCCCAUCUCGACUGCUGACACCUGGCCCACUUCCCAUCUGGCGGUAAUCACAGGCGAAAACGACCCUUUCCCCGACGGCGAGCUCGGCCACGAACAACCCCUUUCCCGACGCGCCGCCCUCCUACCAAUUCCCCCUCCCCAAUCCACCGCAUAACCACCCCUGAACGACCCCCGUCCCCUAUUCACUUGUUCCCAAAACCUUUAAUCAGACUCAAACACACUACCCACAUUACCCAACCUUGAACAAUCCAGAAAACCAAACGGGAAGGGGAGAGGUGUGGGUUGAGCUUCACCGGCGGGGGAGGGGGGAAAAAUGACCUAGGGCGAUGGGCGCUGGGAAGCCAGUGAGUCAGCAAGGCGCAGGGCGUCAAAGGUGGGGGUCAAGCUGGGUUAGGGGUGCGGCGGCUGUUCCGUUGUAUAAUCGGUGGUUUUUUUUUUAAUAAUUUUUUUAAGUUAGUUAAUUUAUUAAAUCAAUAAAAUAAAUUAAAAUUAUAAUUAAACUUAUUUUUGACCAAUUAUGAAAUGACAAAAAAAAAAAAGAAAUUACCUAUUCAAUAGGUUACAAGUCACCUGGAACCAUUGAAAGCAAAUUCAUUAAAGUUCGAAUUAUUAAAAAAUAAUCAAAAGCUGGGAUUAUUUUGAGCGAAUCAGCAAAGUUGGGAUUAUUCCUAUCAAUUUUUCCUUAAUCUAAUAAGUUGUUCAAUUGGUUAAAACAUUAUAACAACUGGGCUUUCUAUUGUUUUCAUUUUGAAGGCCCAAAAAGCAAAAAAGCCCAAAAGCCCAGCAAAACUUAAAAUUUCGAAAGAAAAGAAACCGCCAUAAAACAAUCCAACGCCAAAAUUCACUCAUUUUCAGUCUCUCUCCUACUCCCGCCAUUCUCCUCAUUUUUCAACUUUUUUCUUUUUCUUCUCUCUUCACUUCGAUUCUUCGUUCUCUUUUCAACGCUCCCAAAUUCUUACUUCUCUCUCUAAUUUCCUGCUUCAAUUUCAAGGGAAUUGAAAUUGGGAUGAAGUCCUCGAAACAGCCGAAAGAGAAGGCGGAACAGCCUGUCAUACAAGGAAGCAUCAGCAAGAGUCCCACAGGCGGGAAGAAAUCUAGAAGCCCCGGAGGGCAGCCAAAAAGAAAAGUUGGAAUGGAUGUACGCUCCACACUUUGUAAAGUUCUCCCACAACAUGGUGACUGCAAUGCGAAUAAUAGCCCUAUUUUAGGAACAGUUAACCCAGUGCCUGUAGACAUCCAGCCAGCAAAUGAAAUAAUGCUACAUCCUCCAAAAAUUGUACUGCAGCUUUUCCCAAUCAAUGACAGAAUUCGGGUGGGAUUGGAAAAGGAUGGCCAUAAUCCAUUCUUGGAGCUAACUCUCAGUGUGAGGAAGAAAAUAUCCUCUGUGCUUAAACACCUUUUCAAAAAAUGGGGCAGUUCUAGCAUUGCAAUGGGCGAGCUGAUGCUAUUUCCCUUCAAUGUUUUACCAGAAAAUUUGACUAAUUGUACAAAGUGGACUUCAAAUGACACUGGCGUUAGUGCAGGAUAUGUUCAUGCUUUGCUUGGGAGCCCAGAAAUUUUCCGCUUAUGGUAUGGCUGGGUUUCCUUUCAACCCAACAGCUCUCCCUUACACUGUACCACACUUGAUCAUGUAGAAAAUGUUCGUUGCCAUACCAUGGAUGGUACUUUUGGUACUAGGAAUGAAGUAUGUGAGACGAGUAAAGUGCUGGAGCCAUGCAAUGAGAAUGAUUUUACAGAUUUGGCAGUUAGGCAGCCAGUUUCAUCUAGUACUUUGCAUCAGGUAGCUCACAAUAAUCAAGAUGAGGUGAAAAAUGAAGACCUUAAGCCAAUCAGCUCCAGAAAUAUAGAAAAUGAUACCACAGCUGAAGAAGACCCUUCAGCCGAACCAUUUAAACAUGAGGAGCCAAAGCUGGAUACCAGCUUUUCUAUGACAUCACUGCUGUGGUCUGAUUUAAGUAAUAUUAGCAUUGGAGGUCUUCUGUCUGAAAUAUCUAUGCAGGGAAGAUUUAGCACUGAAGAUCCAAGGUCAGGCGGUAGCAGAUUGGUACCACAACCUACUGUGGCAGACUCACUAGAUGCAUUCAUUGAACAAUUUAAGUACCCUCAAUCUUCAACUAUGUCUAAUUCUGAUAUGCCCUCAUCUAUUUUGGAUGCCGAAAGCACAUGUCAUUCAUUUGCAUUUUCAAAACCGUCAUCCUCCAGCAAAGACUUACCACCACCUACUCCUGGGAGAAGGGCUUUUUCUGGGUUAUCUGGCCACAAUUCUGCUUCUGAAUCUUUUAAGAAUUCCAAGUCUGAGGUCAAUACACAAAGUGAUCUAUCUGGAAGCGACAAUGUUCAGGAACCCAAAACGGAUCCCCUCCCUUGCUCAACAGGAGUAUUUAACAAUGAGAACAGCCUUGGUUUAUCCAGCAUUAGAUGGAAUGACUCGUUGGGACCCUUUGAUCUUCCCUUAGCAUCGCGGCAGAUUAUUAAAGAUGACAAUUUAAGCAUUGGAGGAUUUGUCAGAUAGCAACUUUGAUCUUCAGAUGCUUCUGGACUCGACUUUGGUAGGUACUAGUUGAGCAUGUGGUUUAUAAUUCAAUUAAUACCAUCUUCAAGUCGUAAGCAGAAGGACUUCCUGGUUCAUACGAAGCUGUCCUGCGUUGUUGUUUUGGCCUGCAUACUUAAUUAGGUGGUGUCCGAAGACAUCGAAGGCCCACCGGUACCUUACAGGCAUGCAUCUGAUCUGCUAUUGUGUCUUAAGAUGGGUGUUGAUAGCUGUUAAUAAUAUUUGUACAGAUCUAAUAGUUGGUCAUCUUCAUGUCUAGAGUUUUAUAUACAUAGAACACCUUCAUGUGGUAGUGGUUAAAUUGCAUAAUUCUUUCAUCAAUGAAAGUACACCAGCUUGUUCCUGGAGUUGUACCAAUCAUAAUUAAAUCUAGACUUUAAUUUAUUUGUUGUAGGUAUUUGAUGGUUCAAUUUAGUGAAUGUGAUAUUAGAGUGAAAUUUAUGAUGCACUUAUGAACAAAGAAAUUGUUGGACAAGAUUUUUAUA
Molecule: messenger RNA, 3402 nt
Organism: Chenopodium quinoa (quinoa)
Lineage: Eukaryota; Viridiplantae; Streptophyta; Magnoliopsida; Caryophyllales; Amaranthaceae
Product: TSL-kinase interacting protein 1-like
Exons: 8
Coding region: 1373-2878 (501 amino acids)
Biological process (GO): pattern specification process
Cellular component (GO): nucleus
Molecular function (GO): chromatin binding
Source: RefSeq, a predicted model, not a curated record